CUCAAGGAAGUACAACUCAGCACUACCUUGAGACAGGCUGGUGAGCACUGAUACAGGCACCGCGGGAGGGCUGACUCUACUUUGGGGGGGGGGAGCAUUUCUGGUUUUCCUCAUGGUAAACAUGAAGGGAUCUCCUUAAAACAAACAGCCUGCACUGUCAACCUGAAACACGUGCAGAGACGGAAAGAGAGAAAUCUGACAGAGGAGGCGGCUGGGAGACCGAACACACCACAGAACACCAUGGAGUCCUUCAGCUCAAAGGACAUGGCCCUGAAGGCCCAGAAGAAAAUCCUCAGCAGCAUGGCCAACAAAUCCUCCGUCCAAGCGUUCAUUGAUGACACCACAAGUGAGAUUCUGGAUGAGCUGUACCGCGUCUCCAAGGAGUACUCAGGCAAUCGCAGCGAGGCCCAAAAAGUGAUUAAGAACCUGAUCAAGAUAGCAGUGAAAAUCGGCGUGCUCUUCAAACACAACCGUUUCAACACAGAGGAACUGAGGGUGGCCCAGGACUUCAAGAAGAAGCUGCACCAAGGGGCCAUGACGGCUAUAAGCUUCCAUGAGGUGGAGUUCACCUUUGACAAGGAGGUGAUGUCUGAGCUCCUGACCGGCUGCAGGGAUUUGCUCCUCAUGCUGGUCAACAGCCAUCUCACCCCCAAGUCCCAUGGUCGAAUCAACCACAUCUUCAACCAUUACUCUGAUCCUGAGCUCCUAACCCAACUGUACAACCCCGACGGACCCUUCCGGCCCAAUCUCUCAAAGAUCUGCACUGGACUAAACAAACUCCUGGAGGAUGGGACGAUAUGAGAGAGACUGAAAGAAAAAUGCCCCUGGGAGAUUCGCAGACAAGUCUGACCGACUUAGGACUGAGAGUUUGUUGGUGAGAAUUGGUCUAACUGUUAGUGAGAAGCAGGGAGAGAAGGGAGAAGUGAACUCAGUCCAGCACUGCGGUUCAUUCACUCUGACAGAACACAUCAAAAAGAGGGAAGAAAAAUAAAGCUGGUUGACUUACUGUCAUGACACAAGUGGUUUUUAGAUCAAACUCAUCUGUACCUCCAAAAAUCCUUCUGUGAUAGAAAUCUUGCUAUUGCUAAGUAUUCUGUUUGAUACGGGUACUCAGCGCAAUAAUCCUUUACGCGGCGUUUUGAAAAGGACAGUGCUGUCAUUUUCAGCUGGACAACAUGGGACAAUUUCUGGAGUUUGUGGAAACCAGACAUCAAAUGUUUCAUAUUUGAGACCUUUGAACAAUAAAUUUAAAAUAAUUAAUGUUAUACUGUUAAUGAGUUGGGUGCAAUUCAAGUUACCGCACAAGAUGGCCAUUUGUAAAGUGAUAAAGCAUUGCCCCCUGGUGGUCAAAUGUUUGCUACUGCGGGAUACACACACAAUGCAGAACAUUCAUGUAGAAAAACUGUUUUUUUUCUGUUUUUUUUUAAACGAUGUUUGGUACACCACAGCCCGAAAACCAUGUCAAGUAGCAUCAUCUUAAAUAACAUUCACUGUGCUAGUUUUAAUGUUGAGUUUAUAAUCCACAUAUUCCAUGGAUUUUGCAACAGUUAUUGGCUGAUUUCAAGAGAAGUGUUUUGCUUUCUCAUGGGAAUGAGAUUUAGAACUGCCAGAUUUUACAGAUCUAAAAUAAAAGACAUGAUUUAACACGAACAACCAAUGGUAAGUGAGGC
This is a messenger RNA of Lampris incognitus (smalleye Pacific opah), 1670 nucleotides long. It is a transcript of the gene tnfaip8l2b, whose product is annotated as tumor necrosis factor, alpha-induced protein 8-like 2b. The transcript has 3 exons. The record is from RefSeq and is a predicted model, not a curated record. Bases 241 to 801 code for a protein of 186 amino acids. Gene Ontology annotation, biological process: regulation of apoptotic process. Lineage: Eukaryota; Metazoa; Chordata; Actinopteri; Lampriformes; Lampridae. Gene Ontology annotation, cellular component: cytoplasm.